Messenger RNA from Protopterus annectens (West African lungfish), 681 nucleotides. Its product is annotated as paired box protein Pax-5-like. The transcript is spliced from 2 exons. The record is from RefSeq and is a predicted model, not a curated record. NCBI's taxonomy places the organism in Eukaryota, Metazoa, Chordata, Ceratodontiformes, Protopteridae. Gene Ontology annotation, molecular function: DNA-binding transcription factor activity, RNA polymerase II-specific; RNA polymerase II cis-regulatory region sequence-specific DNA binding. Gene Ontology annotation, biological process: regulation of transcription by RNA polymerase II; anatomical structure development.
CGCCAAAAUCCCACCAUGUUUGCCUAGGAGAUAAGAGACUGACUUUUGGCUGAAAGAAUGCGUGAUAAUGACACUGUCUCCAGUGUCAGUUCCAUAAACAGGAUUAUGUGGACAAAAGUACAGCAAUCUCCAAAUCAGCAAGUCUCUUCCUCAAGUCAUAGCAUAACCUCUACAGGGCCAGUGACUCAAGUGUCUUUAGUGAACAAUGACUCUGCGAGCUGUUCUUACUCCAUCAGUGGAAUUCUGAGAAUCACUUCCUCUAACACUGAUACCAGCAACAAACGCAAGUGGGACAAAGGUGUUCAGGACUCUCCUGUUCCAAAUGGACAUUCCCUUCCUGGCAGAGAUUUCCUGAGAAAGCAGAUGCGGGGAGAUAUUUUUUCACAGCAGCAAUUAGAAUUUUUAGAUCAGGUUUUUGGUAGACAGCACUAUUCAGACAUCUUCAGCACUACAGAGCCCAUCAAGCCUGAGCAGACAACAGAAUAUUCUGCCAUGGCUUUGUUAGCAGGUGGCCUGGAUGAUAUGAAAUCUAAUCUCUUAAACUCUAGUGCAGCAGAUUUAGGAGCCAGUGUUCCUGGACCACAGCCAUAUCCUAUUGUAAAAGGGUCUUCAGAUUGUUAUAGUGCAGCUGAAAGAGAAGCAGCACCUACAGCAGUAGGCACUGCUUAUGAUCGCCACUGA